AUGCAAUUUUCUUGCAUAAGAUCUAGGAUUGGAUUGGAUAAACGUGCAAGAAAUAUUGUGGUCAUUGAUCAUGUUACUUUCAAUACUUUUCCAAUUUCUCAUAAUUGUUUUAGUAUUGAGGCACAGCAGAAGAAUUUUGAUAGUGUUGAGGAAAAUCAUGUUGACAUCAUGGAAGAAUUGAGUAAAAGAGGGAUGCCACACGCUGAGCAUGAACUUGAAAUUAUUGAAAUGAACUACAAAAUCUUCUUCAUUUCUUCGUUCGUCUUAAGCUUCCUCAUUUCUGCCGUCGCCGCCGUUCGUUCCUUCCUCUUCAGUCGUCGUCGCCGCCGUUCGUUCCUUCCUCUUCAGUCGUCGCCGCCGCCGGUCAUUCCGUCUUUUCCACCUUGGUAA
This is a messenger RNA of Vicia faba (fava bean), 390 nucleotides long. The record is from the annotation of a GenBank genome assembly. NCBI's taxonomy places the organism in Eukaryota, Viridiplantae, Streptophyta, Magnoliopsida, Fabales, Fabaceae.